AUGGCACGGGGUGGCACGAAGCAGCGCGUCAUGUUUACGUUUACAUUUAUCGAGCAAUUACCUUACCAACAUUCCCGGUUCGUCGCGUCGCGCGUUUGUCCGGGAGUGCCGUUCAAGUUAUCGGACUCAAGUUAUAGUCCGCGCGCGUUUAUAUUGUUUAUAAUAUUAUUCGCGAGUGUUUUACGCGAGUGUCCAGUGCGAGAGGAUGUCAACCCGAUUCUGAGAGGAGGAGGAGAUCUGGGAGAGACAUCGGGCAUCGGUGGAGCAACCUUGCGAAUCAUCGUAGCGACAUUGCAGAUAUAACUCCACUGUUGCGCCC
Acromyrmex echinatior (Panamanian leafcutter ant) is the source of this 319-nucleotide messenger RNA. RefSeq lists its product as uncharacterized. NCBI's taxonomy places the organism in Eukaryota, Metazoa, Arthropoda, Insecta, Hymenoptera, Formicidae. The record is from RefSeq and is a predicted model, not a curated record.